Anas platyrhynchos (mallard) is the source of this 1549-nucleotide messenger RNA. It is a transcript of the gene THG1L, whose product is annotated as tRNA-histidine guanylyltransferase 1 like. The record is from RefSeq and is a predicted model, not a curated record. Lineage: Eukaryota; Metazoa; Chordata; Aves; Anseriformes; Anatidae. Gene Ontology annotation, molecular function: tRNA guanylyltransferase activity; magnesium ion binding. Gene Ontology annotation, biological process: tRNA modification.
GGCACUUCCGGUUCCGCCUCGGCCAUGCGGGGGUGCUGGCGGGCGGCGGCGGCGGCCAUCGGAGCGGGCGGCGGGCGGGCUGCGGGCCGCGGUCGCUGCCUCAUGGCUAAAAGCAAGUUCGAGUACGUGCGGGACUUCGAGGCGGACGACACCUGCCUGCCCAACUGCUGGAUAGUGGUGCGCCUGGACGGCCGCAACUUCCACAGGUUUGCUGAACAGCACGAGUUCAAGAAGCCAAACGAUGACCGCGCUCUUCACCUGAUGACCAGGUGUGCCCAGACGGUGAUGCAGGAGCUGGAGGAUAUCGCUAUCGCUUAUGGGCAGAGCGAUGAGUACAGUUUUGUUUUCAAAAGGAAAAGUAAAUGGUUUAAAAGAAGAGCAAGUAAGUUCAUGACGCACGUGGUCUCGCAGUUUGCCUCCAGUUACGUUUUCUAUUGGAAGGAUUACUUCAAGGACCAGCAGCUUCUGUACCCACCAGGAUUUGAUGGACGAAUUGUGCUGUAUCCCAGCACCCAGAACUUAAAGGACUACCUCAGCUGGAGACAAGCAGACUGCCAUAUUAAUAACCUUUAUAAUACGGUGUUUUGGAUGCUUGUACAGCGAAGUGGUUUGACACCAGUGCAAGCACAGGAUAGACUCCAGGGAACGCUGGCUGGAGAUAAGAAUGAAAUUUUAUUUUCUGAAUUCAACAUCAACUACAACAAUGAGCCUUUGAUGUAUAGAAAAGGAACCGUCCUAAUAUGGCAGAAGGUUAAUGAAGUCACGACCAAGAAAAUAAAACUGCCAAAGGAAACAGAAGAACAGGAAAUUGAAGUGACACGGACUAGGACUAAAGUUGUUCCCCUGCACUGUGACAUUAUUGGGGACCAGUUCUGGGAGGAAUAUCCUGAGAUUCUGGCUGAGGAUAGUUGAUAUCUCUGCUGAGUGUAAUUGGUAGUUAAUGUUUUGCUCUGCGUGGGUUGUUGGCACCUGAGGAGCAUGGACGGUGGCUGGCAGUUCGACUUACAUUCCCCUUCAGCAACUUCAGCAGAAGCUUUACAGCAGCUUUUAGCGCUGUGGUUGCAUGAAAAAGAGGCAAUGGAAUGUUAUCUGACAUACAAGGAUAGAUGUAUAUCCAUUUGGAAAAUCCAAAAUCAUAUUUUAAAUGUUAAGAACUCAUCAUAAACCAAUUGUUCCUUGUAAUUGCAUAUUUGUAGAAAAAGCAUAUAAAAAUGGCAGCUAUUUCUAUAGCAUUUAAAUCAUUGGGUAUUGUAAUGAACUGCCAAAUGAUUAAAAACAAACAAAAUUAAAAAAUUGUACAUCUGAGCAGUUAAAAGCAGAAGAAAAAAUACCACUUUUUUUCUUUCAGAUAAGAGACAGUUGGCAUUUAGUAUUAAAUUUCAAGGCCACUGUGUUUGACUGACCUUAGCAACAAAUUGUUCAACUGCACAAUGUCUUAUCCUUACAGAAGGGAAAGCCUAGCAGUUUCUUUGGCUGAUUUUAAAAGCUUUUGUCAAAUGUACAGGAUUUUUAUACUUUUUAAAAUAUUAAAAACUAAUGAUUUAUCCUC